Messenger RNA from Seriola dumerili (greater amberjack), 6378 nucleotides. RefSeq names its product prostaglandin E receptor 3 (gene ptger3). Gene Ontology annotation, biological process: intestine smooth muscle contraction; negative regulation of gastric acid secretion; inflammatory response. NCBI's taxonomy places the organism in Eukaryota, Metazoa, Chordata, Actinopteri, Carangiformes, Carangidae. Gene Ontology annotation, molecular function: prostaglandin E receptor activity. The record is from RefSeq and is a predicted model, not a curated record. The coding region runs from base 216 to 1394 and encodes 392 amino acids. The transcript has 2 exons. Gene Ontology annotation, cellular component: plasma membrane.
AAUCGGGUUUAUGGUUCAUUGAAGAGAUCUAAAGCAUAUGCAGACUCAGCUGUUUGCUUCCUCUGGGUGCUUUUCUAAAUAGUCCCGCCUCCAGCGCGUAAAGGAUCCAACGCGCUUUUACGCACGGCAUUCAGUUGGAGCAGUUUGGAGCGUAAGAGGAUGCGGGACACUCACAUGGCUUACUCGCUGUAUAUAGGUUGACCCUCUCCGAAAGGAUGACUACGGACACUUGUGAUUCUCCAGAGGACUUUCAAGCUACUGUUGCAGAGAUGCUGGUCCCUAACAUCUCCAAGACAAUACGCGAAGACAAUGUUACCAAAAAUUCAAGUUGUGGAUUUGUAUCAGUUGGUUUCCCUAUAACCAUGAUGAUCACUGGCAUGGUGGGCAACUCAUUAGCUCUUAUUCUGGUGUACAUCUCUUACAGAAAGAAGGAAAAUAAAAGGAAAAAGUCGUUCUUGCUCUGCAUUGGAUCGCUGGCGUUGACCGACCUGUUUGGACAGCUUUUGACAAGUCCAAUAGUAAUAUCAGUUUACAGAGCUGGUCAGAACUGGGAGCGCAUCGACUCAACGGGCCAACUGUGCGCUUUUUUCGGUGUGUGCAUGACAACAUUUGGCCUGUCCGCUCUCUUCUUGGCCAGUGCCAUGGCAAUUGAAAGGGCCAUGGCGAUAACAAAUCCCCACUGGUACUCCAAUCACAUGAAGACGAAUGUGACAAAGCAGACUUUGGCUGUCAUAUUGUUUCUUGUGUUGCUCUUUGCGCUACUGCCCAUUGCAGGGGUCGGGAAAUACCAACAGCAGUGGCCGGGCACAUGGUGCUUUAUCAGCACGGGAGACAGAGAAGUCCCGGGCAAUAUGUUUUUCUCCAUCACAUUCGCUGUACUUGGGAUUUUCUCUCUGCUUAUAACAGUUUCCUGCAAUGUAGUGACGAUCCGGGGCUUAAUUAUCCGGUGUAAAACAAAGUCUGGCACGUCUCAGUCUUCAAAACAGUGGGAGCGACUCACCACGGAGACAGUCAUUCAGCUGUUAGGGAUCAUGUGCGUCCUGCUUGUAUGCUGGUCUCCUCUGUUGGUGCUGAUGCUGAGGAUGAUCUCCACCCAGGUGUCCUCCCACGAGUGCAGUUCAAGAACAGUGAUGUCCAGUCAAGCCUCCGGCCGGGAUGUCCAUUUAGACUGUAACUUCUUUCUGACAGCGAUCCGCCUGGCCUCCCUCAACCAGAUCCUGGACCCGUGGGUCUAUCUGCUCUUCAGGGAGAUCCUCCUCCGUAAGGUCUGCAUUGUGGCUAACGCCGUGUCCAACUGCUCCAUAGAUGAACGCAAGGAGACUCAGACCGCACUGGAUGCUCUUAACAAGCAGAACCAAGAAAGCAACAAUCUUCAUAAACCACAAAGUAGCUAAGUUGACCUUUGACGGGAAUCCCUAUCUUGUGGCUGUGAACCCAGGACAGGUUAGAAGGAUGGAUGCAGUAUUGCCUUGGAUGUGUUGUUACAAAACACAGAAGGAUAUUGUGCAUUGCGAAACAAGAGUAGUCUCUGUUGCAGUGUUAAUGAAAACCAGCCAGUUCUGCUCUGGGUGCAUUUGUUUUGCUUCAAACACAUUCCAUUCAAAGUCACCUAACCAGCAUGUGUACGCAUGACCGUGUCACCUCUUGCAUUUGCCUACGGAGUGGCUGCCAGAAAUUCCCUCUUUGCCAGUUUUCUUUUUUGAUAACAUCUCCCAGACCCAAGCAUUGAAAAUGGGUGACUCUAAACCGGCUUAUAUGGAAGUGGUGCAUUUCAUGCUCUUUUAUCUGAGUCAUUGCUUUCAUCAACUUUAAGAAAAAGGCCAAAUAAAGGACAAAUGGUUUUUUGUGAAUAUCUGUAAAUAAAAAAAAGGGGAACUGUAAAUUGCUGACAUUAAGUUAAGAAUAGCUUUGACAUAUCUUACAUGAAAUGUAUCCACUUUGUUUAAAAAUGAUCUCUGGUCAUGCAGAAGAAAAAUGCAAAUCCUCAACUGGAGCCAUUUGUUGAUUGUAAUUGACUAAAUGAGUAUUUAUUAGUGUGUUGUAGUAUUAUGAAGUCAGUUGUUUCUGAGCUGAACGCUGAUGAUGGUCCCUGUUGGGUAUCAGUUGUUGUAAAUCUUAUAAUACACUGUACAUGGUGUUGCUCAGCUAGCAGCCAGGACUAUGAAAUGUGAAGCUUUUUAGUUUGUUUUCACUUUCCCUCCUGAAUAUGAAUGCACUGGCAAAUUGUUGUUGUGCAAUUAUUUUCUCAGCAAUUUUCCGAGGAACUUCAAGGCCACUCUUAUGAACACUAAAGUGUGUGAGGACAGGAAUGUAGAUCUGUGAUGUUUAACACUUUGGUCUGCACAUGACAAACGGUCAAAGUGUCAUUGAGCAAUUGCUGCCAAUAUCAUUGGAUUAAAAGCAUUCAUGAUCUGUAAGUACACAAUGUGUAGUAACAACAGGACCUAAUUUCACAAGCUGGUAACACCUUAUUUGGAUAGUCUGCUUACAGAGAGUUUACACAUCAUUCGUAACAUUUCAACAGGUUAUUAGCUGAGAUUCAACAAUUCAACCGUUUCACUAACACUGACCAUUAAAUGUGUUACUAAUUGUUGGUUGAAUAUUUGUAUAUACAAUGUUGAACAUUAGUUAAAUAUUAGGGUGCUCAACAAAGAUCAGUGAAAUGUUACAAAUACUCUGUAACUUUGCUAAGUAGACUAUCCAAAAUGCAUCUAGCCAAAUCUUUUUGGAGAAAAAAAAGAGAAAAGAUAAUUGGUGCAGUGACGAGUCACAUCAAUUUAAGUUAAGAGAGGGGUGCUCUUUGGAUACAAGGCUGAUUAGUGGAAAAAUAAUGGAAUACUGAAGGGCAUGUCCAGACUUUAAGAGAUGAAAAAGCUAUCUUGGCACAUUUGAAGCUGCCUGUGCAACUGCUACACACAAUCUGCUGUGGUUUCACAGCCUUACAUCAAGCUUUCAGCAGUGUAAGGUGGUCACAAAAAGCUGCAGGUACGGUAUGUUUUAAACCAGCCAUAUUCAUUAAUUUCACACUUUUAAAUUAAUGGUGAUCGCCUUGGACGUUUUGAAUGCGUCCAUCAUUUUUCUUCUUAUCUGCCAAACAGUGUGCCUGCACCCCUGAUGCUACCUCUAAAUAGGAGUGAACAUUAAUGUCUUUUAAUGUGUGCAGUGCAAUUUCUCAGAGGUCUCAGAUGAAGUCAAGAUACUUUUUAAUGAGUUGGUUUGCUCCCAACCAACUAAAUAUAAUUAACAGAGUGCUGUUGGAAGGAAAUGGCAAUGCAUUCCUUUUACAGUGGUUUAAAUACCAUCUUUACAUCAUCUCAUUGCUGUAUACAGUAUGCUGUAAAUGUAUUCAUAAAGGUUGCUCAAGGACAACAGCAGCCAACAAUUUUAGACUAACAAACACUCUGCCUUGCCUUGUCUUGCCUUUGCCCUGCAAAUGUGAGAAUUCACACAAGCUUAGUGAGAAUGACCCUAUGGGAAAUUGUUUUCUGCGAACACCAAGAGAAAGAUGAGCAUGUUCUGUUUCCACGUAUCUGCCAACAGAGAGUGGAGUUUAUCUUGUAUUGAUUGUGAAGCCGGUCUGCCUUAGUAGACCACUCAAAGGAUGGAUGUUGGUUAGUGAAUGAAAACAAAAACAUAGAAGGAAAUAAUACUUUCUGUUGCACAGAAACCAAUUAUUGAUAUUAUUCAUGAUUAUCCUGGAGUUCAUUGUCAUCUGUGAAUGUGCAGAGACAUGUGGCACCUUUCUAGUGAAUUUGUGAAAAUACUAAUGUAUUCCUCAACACGUAAUCAAUUCCAUUAACAGCUAUUGUGCAGCAGUUAAUACUGUAUACGCUUCAACAGUAACAUCAGGGGUCUUAAUUCAUUUGCAUUUAAAACAAUGACUACAUUUAUUCGCAAGUUGCUGUGGGAUAUGUCGGGUUUUACGAUCGACUCAAUCAGCUUCCACUUGAAUCUGCGUCAUGUAAUUAUCUCAGUUCUCUACCCAGGAGAGUCUGAAGCUUCCUGCUCCUCAGCAGAGGAAAAGUAAUUACACAAAUAUCCCCUUAUAGCUAGUUGGCCCUAUAUGUGGUUGUGAAUUUUCCAGGGUGUUACAUCCCGCCCAACCCCCACAGUGGAAAGGAAAACGAGAGAAUAAUAAUUCAUUCUUUCUAAAUAGAAAACAUGAUACAUUUCAACCCUCCUUAAUAGAUCCAGUAAAAGCAUGCACAGUGCUUACAGGCAGGACUUUCUGUGAUUCUGCAGUACAGUUUACUCAUAUGAAAUAUGAAUGUUCUUGCCACAUGGUUACAUGAGAUUAAAAUACCUGCAAACUCCAGUUUACUGAUCCACAAGGUGUAAUCUUCAAAGACAAUUGUAAUUAAUGUUUGUUGUUGCACAUUAAUGUCUACGUUACAUAUGAGCUCCUAUAAGAGAGGACACAACAGACACUAUCCAAGCUUUCAUUGUAAGGACUGUCAAGAUUGGUUUGCUCACAUGCUUAAAUGGCAUUCAUCUGUAUACGGAACAGGCCAUUUCAGCAGGCAAUUACACACCAGAGUCCUGCACCAGCACAGACGGGGAGGGUACAAUUACAUAAUGAUUUGAAAAAAGGCUUUAUGAGGCCCAGAGAAUCUGCUGUUUCCAGCUGGCUCCAUCUCAUUCACUCAAUUCACUAAUGCAUGGAAGUGAUUUAUCGGUUGUCUCAUGACCUGAGAAGCCAAAUGAUGUCUGAGAUUAGAUUGUUUCUGACAAAAAUGUUGUGAAAAAAAAUAUAUAUAUAAAAAAAUCAUCUGAUAUUUUGCGUUUGUGCUCACUUUUCAAACAUAUGUACACUGAAAAAAAUAUGGCUUGUUUAAAUGUUGGAGAUAUUUCUGUCAACUUCCUUGGAAAUCCUACAGCUUGAUGUGUUACUGUUCGUGUGAUAAUUUGAUUGAGGCCAUAAUAAUCAUUCUGACCAUCUCUGUAACAUAUAUACUGUAACACAAACAGUAUACUCUAUCAUUGUAAAGAUGGGGAGAAAAACAAAAGAGCACUUCAUUUCUAUUGACCCUUCAGACUUUCACAGUUUGUUUUUUACCAGUCUGGUGACAGGUAAAGUCACAUUCUAUAAAAGACAGAUUAGCACAGUUUUCACAAGAGGGUUAAAACAGUGACCAACAUGGUUGUUCUGGUUGAAAGACUUGUUACAAUGAGCAUGUGUCCUUUCAAGAAAUAACUGAACAACUAGACAAGAUAUUUUUAGUUUCUUGUCUCUGCGGUAUCAAGAAAUCACAUACUGGCCCAGCGAGCAGUUCACUGAUAAGGCACAUGAUGAUCUUUUGCUGCCAGUCUGAAGCUCCCACCAAGCAGACUUUGCUUGGUGGGAGCUUUAUUAUUGUAACACAGUUAUCCUAAACUUUGUUUCAAAAGCCAUUUCCAGAGUUAGAUACAGUAAAGGGAAAAACAUGUCAGACGUUAAGUGUAAAAAGGGAAGAAGUACCUGACAGGUAAAACAAGCAAAGUGUUGCUCAAGUCAGUUUAAAGAGCAUAUGAUGGUGUCACAUAUGCAUACAUAGAAUGGAAACAGGUUUGCGCCACCAGCCAAGGCUCCACCGACGAAUGUAAAUAAUAUGCUGGAUGUCUAUCAGACGUCCAUCAUCUUAUCUUUUGUUCACAUUAUGCCUCUGCUUUUGAAUGUUAAACAACACCUCUGUGCACUCUGACUGAAGUCUCUGCCGACUCUGAACUCUGAGACACGAUUCUCAGAUGAGGGCUAUCUCUGCGCUUUCACAUGCCUCCUGUUUCUUUGUCUGUGCUCUUCUUCUGUGUGCUGGGGAGGAAUGUAUUUUUUUCCCCUCAUAUUUUGAUUUAUCUGUCAUAGAUAGGAUUACGUAACAUAGGCUGUGAUGAAGGAGGAAAUAUCUACCUACCGUUCAAAGUGUCCUUCUGGUACUUUAUGUCUUUGUCCUCUUCUUGGCUUGUAUCAGUUCAACAUGCGACGCACUUUUGAUUUAUUUUGUUGCCCUGUUCUUGGCUUACGUGGUGGUGUAAUAUUCUAUUAAAGGACCUGAACAUAUUUUCUCAAUAUGUGUUGGGCUUUUGUGGCUGUUGAAGCAUGUUUUCUUAUUAAAUAUUUAUUUAUACAUCUUCACUAUCAUACUAAUUAAUGACUGAUGGGGAUGGGGCGUACAGUGUUUUUUGUGAGUAUUGCGCCUCCUGAGUGACCUGUGGUCAGACUGAGCCAAGCAAUAUAUUUUGAAAAACUGAGGAACACGGAUGUGUGGGCGCCCAGUGGUCUAAAACUCAUACCACUAAACCACCAAGUCCCCAGUUCAUCUAGUCUGGCAAGAGACAUUUGUUGCAUGUUUCUUCCCAUUUUCACAGUCACACGCCACUUGUGCAAUAAAGAAAAAAAAAGUA